Molecule: messenger RNA, 3748 nt
Organism: Musa acuminata subsp. malaccensis (wild Malaysian banana)
Lineage: Eukaryota; Viridiplantae; Streptophyta; Magnoliopsida; Zingiberales; Musaceae
Product: calmodulin-binding transcription activator 4
Biological process (GO): regulation of transcription by RNA polymerase II
Cellular component (GO): nucleus
Molecular function (GO): transcription coregulator activity; double-stranded DNA binding; protein binding
Source: RefSeq, a predicted model, not a curated record
AUCCGUGCGUCAGUCUCCCGUCUUUUUCAUUUUAAAUUGACCUUGUGUUUUUUCACCUCCUCCUCUUCCUCCUCCUCCAUCACCUGUUUCCUUUUGGUUCCCUCACCCCGUCCUCCUCCUCCCGGUGAAUCGAUCAGACCCCGAAUCCCAUCACUUCUUUCUCACCAUCUCUGUUCGCGCCCCCUCCCGGUUUCCUCUCGAUAUCUAGGUUUUGAUUUCGCUCCCCUUAUCCUCUCCCUCUUCGCUCCAUCGGAGCUGCGUCCGCCGGCUGCUAGCGUCGUCGGAGCUGAUCCCUUGGCCCGGAGGCGAUGCAGCACGGUUUUGAUAUUAAUGUGCUCUGCCAAGAAGCUCAGAAACGUUGGCUGAAGCCUUCGGAAGUUUUCUUCAUCUUACAAAAUUAUAAGCAAUUUCCUCUCACUCCAGAGCCACCUCAUCUGCCACCUAGUGGCUCUUUGUUUCUUUUCAAUCGUAAGGUACUUCGAUUUUUCCGUAAGGAUGGCUAUAUGUGGCGGAAGAAGAAGGACGGAAGAACUAUUGGGGAAGCACAUGAGCGGCUGAAGGUUGGGAAUGUUGAUGCUUUGAGUUGUUAUUAUGCCCAUGGGGAGCAAAAUCCUUAUUUCCAGAGGCGUAUUUUUUGGAUGCUGGAUCCGGCAUAUGGACAUAUUGUUCUUGUUCACUACAGAGAGGUAGCUGAGGGAAGAUAUGUUUCUGGAUCAAUCUCAAACUUUUCAACAGAAUCUUGUUCAAACUUGAAUCAAACCACUAGUAUUAUUAAUGCCGAUAAAGGCAUUAAUUCUGGAACUACUGAAUUAAAUGAACCGUAUUACAGUCCAGGAUCAACAGAAGAAGUUAGCUCCAAGUUUGUCUUAGAGAACUUUGAAGCAAACCGCAACAAUCUAUUGGAUAGAUUAGAAAACCCUGACAAAAAACCACAGCCCGAGGUCAACCAAGCAUUACGGAAUCUUGCAGCACAGUUGAGUUUGGAUGAUGAUGAUGAUGAUGACUCCAUUUACUUUCGAGAAGUACUGCCUGCAUACUCUACACAGAAUGAGAGUACACUAGGCUUAGGACAUUUACAUUAUGAACAAACAGAGUUUUCUCAGGCACAUGAAAAUCUUCUCCAAGGAUUAGAGUUAAGAGGACAUGGCGAAAUUAAUGAAGCUGAAAAGCAGCAAAGUUAUGCCACUACCCAACUGCCAAAAGUUUUAGGUGAUCAUGGAGCAAAACAAAGUGAACCACUAUAUCUGGAAUCUCCCUCAUGGACAGAUGUACUGACAUCGAGCUCGAGUUCUGCAGGGGUAAAUCGCCAUGGAAGGAACUCAAAUUUCUUGGCUUUAAAUGGCAUUCUUGAUUCUUCCAUUCCCAAGGAUACACUUCGUCCUUUUUUAGACAGGGAGAAAAUAUCUGCAAAUUCAUUUGUACCAUCAGAAAAUUUGGAUUGUUAUAAAGCAGUAGAUCAGUCUAACGGUCAUGAAAUUUUGGAGAGUGACUUGCAUCUCCAACUAUCAGCUACUAGAAGGUUUCUGUUAGGGUCUGAGAACUCUAUCGAAUCACCAUCCUCUGUUUCACAUCUUAAAGCAUCUGACAUCCACCAUACUUCUGGUGAAAUUACUUAUGAAGCAAGCAGUAGAAAAGAAAAUAGCACUGAUUGGAUGGGAACUAUUCCUGUAACUCCUGGAAACACCACAUACACAUCAGAAUUCUCAAGCAUGUUGUUCGAUAAUAAUCAUUUUGGAGCUUCUCUUGGAACAGAUUCAAGUUUGACUGUGGCACAGAAACAGCGGUUCAGCAUCCGUGAAAUUUCUCCAGAAUGGGCAUUUUCUUAUGAGAGCACCAAGGUUAUCAUUACUGGAGAUUUUCUUUGCAAUCCCUUGGAGUCUCCCUGGGCAGUCAUGUUUGGUGACAUUGAGGUUCCUUCUGAAAUUGUUCAAGAAGGUGUACUUCGUUGCCAAACUCCACAACAUAGUAGUGGCAAAGUCACCCUAUGUGUCACAUCUGGGAACAGAGAAUCCUGCAGUGAAGUACGAGAAUUUGAAUUUCGUACUAAGCCUACCACCUCUAGCUCUGGAGAUAUAUGUACAACUGAUGCAGCAAAAAAUUCUGAAGAAUUGUUGCUCCUUGCUAGACUAGUACAAAUGAUGUUAUGUGGAUACGAUGGUUCAACAAUUGCAAAAGGUGCUAUCGAAACUCAACUUGAGAAUUCUAGAAAAGUGAAUACAACAGAUGAACGCUGGCAGCAAAUCAUUGAGGCACUCCAAAUGGGCUGUGAUAUUUCACUAGACACCAGAGACUGGAUCAUGCAAGAACUAUUAAAAGACAAGCUACAGAAUUGGCUGUCAUUGAGACGUCAGAGCAAUGAACAAACAGGUUGUUUGUUGUCAAAGCAAGAGCAAGGCAUUAUACAUUUAAUUUCUGGUCUUGGAUACGAGUGGGGUCUAGGUCCAAUUCUUGAUUUUGGUGUUGGCAUAAAUUUCCGUGAUUCAAAUGGAUGGACAGCCCUGCAUUGGGCUGCACAUUAUGGCAGAGAGAAAAUGGUAGCUGCACUUCUUGCUGCUGGUGCAUCAGCUGGGUUAGUCACUGAUCCCACCACACAAGAUCCACUAGGCAAAACACCAGGAUUCCUAGCCUCUGCUACAGGUCAGAAAGGUCUUGCUGGAUAUCUUUCAGAAGUUGCUUUAACUAGCCAUCUCUCUUCUCUCGUUAUUGAAGAAAGCGAGAUAUCCAAGGGUUCUGCUGAGGUGGAAGCAGAAAGAGCUGUUGAGAGCAUAUCUCAGAGAAGUGUUGAAAUACGUGGUGGAACUGAAGAUGAACUUUCUCUAAAAGAUUCUUUGGCAGCUGUCAGAAAUGCAGCUCAAGCUGCUGCUCGCAUACAAGCUGCCUUCCGUGCCCAUUCGUUCAGGAAGAGACAACUAAAAUCUGCUUGGAGUUGUGAUGAUUAUGGUAUGACCCCAGGAGACAUACAAGAACUUUCAGCAGCGUCAAAGGGUCAUCGCCUUUAUCAUGGUUCACAUGAUCAUAAUUUUGAUAAAGCAGCUCUAUCUAUCCAGAAAAAGUACCGAGGUUGGAAGGGACGUAAAGACUUUCUUACUUUGCGCCAGCAUGUAGUGAAGAUACAGGCUCAUGUAAGAGGCCAUCAAGUACGAAAGAAGUAUAGAGAAUUUGUUUGGACAGUUAGUGUCAUUGAAAAGGUCAUAUUGCGGUGGCGUAGGAAAGGAGUUGGCUUACGAGGGUUUCGGGCUGAACCAGAAAUGGUCCGUGAUGAGGAAGAAGAAGACAUAACUAAGAUUUUCAGGAAGCAAAAAGUGGAUGCAGCUGUCGAUGAAGCUGUUUCAAGGGUUCUGUCGAUGGUAGAGUCCCCUGACGCAAGGCAGCAGUACCGCCGCAUGCUUGGGCGAUACCACGAAGCCAAGGCUGAGUUUAGCAAUUCAGAUGAAGCAACAUCAAGACUUCGAGAUGAUUUAGAGGCCAUAGACAAUGACUUUAUUUAUUGACGCAGAUCAACAUCUUGCACUUACUAAAUGAUGUGAAGCUUGAGAGAAUUUAAAUGGUUGCUGUGUUGAUAAUUUUAUGGGAUUUAACAGCUUAUACAUAGUGUUUGAUGUAAAUUAUAUAUACUGUUGUAGAUAUAAAUUAAUGACACAAUAGCUUGUAAGGCAAUUAGGGUGCUGCUUCUGAUAUAACUGAAAUCUGGAAAUGUGUUCUUUCUUGUAUGUCUAUUGAAUGCAAUGGAAAAAUUAUUUGUAAUGAA